GUCCGAGCAACAAGCGCCGCGCGGUGGCUCGUCAGCGGUAAGUGACAAUCCAUUGCAGAGCCGCGCAUAGGACGGUGGCGUUCCAUGGACACCAUACUUUUCUCUCCCAAAGGCAGACCGCCGCAAAGUGCUACCACCAGGCAGGAGAUUGAGAUGAUCAAUAAGGCUCAGCGAGCCGCGGUCAACACAACGGACAUCAUCGAGAAGCUGCGACUGCUCUGCCUGGCCCGGGGUGCCCAUGGCAUUCUUGGCCUGGGCAGAGUGUUCCGACGAAUGGACCAAGAUGGCAACAAGCAAUUGAAUCAAGUAGAACUAACGGAUGGACUCGCAGAGUGUGGACUAGAGCUGUCAGACGAUGAGAUAUCGGCAUUGUUUGAUAAACUAGAUUGUGACGAUAGCGGGGGCAUCAGCGUUGACGAAUUCAUCACUUCGGUCAGACCACCUAUGAAUGACAGUCGGAAAAAGCUCGUAGAGUUAGCGUAUCAAAAAAUGGACAAAACUGGUGACGGCGAGAUUAGCAUCGAUGACUUAAAGGGUCUGUAUAAUGUAAAAUGCCACCCUCGCUAUAUUAGCGGUGAAGAGAGUGAAGAGAGCAUACUAAAUAAAUUCCUUGCCAACUUCGAACAAAAUGCUACGAAAGAUGGAAUGGUCACAUUUGAUGAAUUUUUAAAUUAUUAUAGUGCCAUAAGUGCCAGUAUUGACAACGAUGCUUAUUUUGACUUAAUGAUUCGUAACGCUUAUAAGCUUUAAAAGAAAAAUAUAGUGAUAUCACUCAAAAAUGGAAUAUAUUUCGUUUAUAAAAAUUUAUAAAUUGUAUCAACACAGCUUCCACAGUUCACUUUUAAAUACCACUGAGUAUUUGAUAUAAAAAAGUGUAUGUGAUUCUGAUUAAUUCAAUAAAAUUCAACAUGUACACGUAGUCAUUAUUAAUUAAGAGCUUCUACAUAUUACAUUAUUAGAGAGUGUAUAAAUGUAGCAUAGAAUUAUAGCAAAUUUCUGAAGAAUAUACUUAUGUGCUUGAAAAUGAUAUUUACGAAGACAGUAAUUAUACAUUAGCGAUUUUUAGCAAAA
Molecule: messenger RNA, 1071 nt
Organism: Phymastichus coffea
Lineage: Eukaryota; Metazoa; Arthropoda; Insecta; Hymenoptera; Eulophidae
Product: calcyphosin-like protein
Exons: 5
Coding region: 85-750 (221 amino acids)
Molecular function (GO): calcium ion binding
Source: RefSeq, a predicted model, not a curated record